AACGACGACGACGACGACGACGACGACGACGACGAGAACGACGACGACGGCGACGACAACGAGGACGACGACGAGGACGGCGACGGCGACGGUGACGGCGACGACGACAGCGACGGCUACCACAACGGCGACGGUGACAGCAACGAGAACGAGGAAGAAGAAGAGGAGGAGGAAGAGGAGGAGAACGAGAGUCCUAGCAACUCGUCUUCCUGGAAGGACGAAGGACAAAGGGGGAGGUGGAAGAGAAGAAGAAGAGGAAGAAGAAGACAAAGAGGGUGGUAACAGUGGUACCGAGCAACUCGUACUCGGUGCUACCGUUGCUGCUGCCGGUGGUGGUAGUAGUAGUAGUAGUAGAAGUAGUAGUAGUAGUAAUAGCAGUAGUAGUAGUAGCGGUAGUAGUAGUAGUGGUGUUGGUGUUGCUACUGGUGGUGCUGCUGCUACUGGUGGUAGUGGUGAUGGUGGUGGUGGUGGUGUCGUCGAGCUUAGCACCACGACGACGACAACAGUCGCCGAGCCGAUGUCAGCGAGUUCGUAUCCUGGAGAUGAGGAGGAGCUGUCGGGAGCGGAAAAUCACCAGCUAGCGAAACGGCCGAGCUCUGGAGAAAGAGAAGGAAAAGGAGAGGAAGAAGAGGAAGAGGAAGUUGGAGAACUGGGCAAGGACGAGUCGACGUUACGCGAGGAGGUCAAGGUCAUCGACUCCUCGCCGUCGUCGUCCUCAUCCUCGACGAACACCGGGACGACGACGGUACUUUCCACCACGUUGUUACCACCACCCAAUCGGGACGACACCUCUAUGGAAGCACUGGGUACGAGCAGUUACGUAGUGUCAGCGGUGCUCGUUCUAAUAGUUGGUGCGCUGCUGGCCAUCUUGGCGACGGUAUCGCAUCAUCUCCAUCACCGUCGACUCGAGCCUUUCCACGAGUCGAAUUCUGCUUCCAUUUUGCAUGACCAUCGCCAUCUUCAUCAUCACCAUCAACGACAUCAUCAACAACAACAACAACAGCAACACCAACUACAACAUCGCCGUCGUCAUCAAGAGGAUCGAGAAGAAUCCCCGCCGGCGUUGCAUCAGCAACAUUCCUUCCUACAGGAUCAUCACCGUCAUCCUGGAACGCAAAUGCUAUCGAUGGGUUCGGCAUUGGACGUUCGUAGAGGAGGAAGAGAAGGAGGUGAAGUAGGAGGAGGUGGAGGUGGACGUAGAGACGGAGGGGGUGGCGAGGCAACAAACGGAAACGCGUUGACCCGAGGCGUUCGAAUAGCUGCAGCCGCUGUUCGUGGACAGGGUGAUGUCCUUCAACAAGAAGCGAUGGUCGCCGCAGCGAGAGACAGGGCGAUCAGGACAGGUAGCGUGAGGCAAGAUCUCGCCCUCAAUUUACCUCCGCGGCUGGAGCUCCCGGAUGGGGAGGAACGCCCUUAUGGGGCGCAAACCAAUUUGCAUCUUCGUGACCCAUUGCAGGAAAGCGAGAUCUACCAAAAGUGCAUACGGCCACCACCAAACCGGACUAUCUUCGAUAGCGAGAGUCCACCCCCGUAUCGUAGCCAGUCGGCACUGUUGGAGCCACCGGAACAAAUAGUACGCUGUCACAGCGCGGGUAGCUCCCUGCUGAAAAUGUUUCGCAAGUUUCCAAGUUCUGCUAGUAGUAGUAGUACGUCGUCGUCGUCAGCGGCGGCGGCGGCGGCGGCGGCGGCGGUGGGGGCACCGACGCAACCGAAAAAGUCCACCCUGUCCAGCUAUUCCGAGUCCAGUAGCAACCUGUCCACUCUGACGGUGGUGCCCUGUGAAACGGACGAGAGUCAACAGGAGCAGCAUCACCAUCGGCAGAAACGCGUCUGAUCCGAGGCCAGUGGUGGUGGUGGUGGAUCCUCGUGCCCGAGGAAGAGGCGAGCGUUCCUUCCUUUCAACAAGAAGACGAAGAAGAAGAAGAAGAAGACUCUCCUUUCAGCAGCUUCGUCAUCGACCAUCAACACCGACGACACGAUGAUUCUCCUACUCUUUCUUCGCGGUGCGCCACUUGAAGACUGAACUACGACCAAUAGCAACGGCAACGCAAGACUUCUCUCUCCAUUGCUUUUGGUUCGAGGACCAAGCGAGAACGGCGCCGAAAGAGAGAGUAGAGUACAGAAAGAGAAAAAAGAGAGACAGAGAGAACAAGAGAGGAGUACCUCUGGCCCUCUUCUUUUUCUUCUCUCUCUCUCUCUCUCGCUCGCUCUUUCUUUGUUUCUUUCUCUUUUUACUAUAUAAACACUAUCCUGCAGAUCUCAUACUUAUUCCAAAGCGUGAUACAUAGGAGAGGGAAAGAUUAAAUCUUGCUGAGAGAGAGAGAGAGAGAGAGAGAGAGAGAGAGAGAGAGAGAGAGAGAGAGAGAGAGAGAGAGAGAGAGAGACAGAGAGGCAAAGAGAUCGUAUAAGCUGAGAUGUUGCUAUUUUAUUUCCAUGUAAUAUCCUUCCAAGAGAGAGAGAGAGAGAGAGAGAGAGAGAGAGAGAGAUGAGGAAAGGGAGAGAGACAUAGUACUGGACCGUAAUAAGGGAGAAGAAAAUCGCUCGCCUCCCCUUCGACGUCGAUGCGAUCGACUAAUGGACGAUUCGCAACAGUGUCGCAAAAGUUUUCUUCGAGAAAAGACUUAGUAAAUUAUUUAUUGGCGAUAUUCGCGUCCUGCCUUCUCGUACCGAGAGAUUCUGGCAGACGAGAGUGAAUGAGUGAGAAUGAGAGAGAGAGAGAGAGAGAGAGAGAGGAAUAAAUGCGAGCAUGUUAGGGAAAGGAAGACCAAUUGAGAGCUAAAAGGGCUAAAAAACGAAAAAAUAUAAAACAGAGAGAAAGAGAUGAAAAAGUAGUGCCAAGAGCGAAAAUAAGAAGGAAAGAAACAUUGUAAAUAUUAGAUUAGGUAGUUCAAUAUUACAAUAUAAUUAUUACGACUAAAAAUUAUAUGCUACAAUACCGAUUAAAAGUAAACAUCCAAUAUACGUUACGAACACGCAUACCAUUUAAAGAUAUGAGCUGGCACGCUCUCAGUGCCGGGCCGUACGAAAGUGACGUUCUUUUUCUUCGCGGGACACGCGUGUUUUUCUCUUUUCAAAGAUGGCCACGUUUUUUUAGCGAUCGUUAAUUCGUCCCUUGUCUUUCCCCCUAUCUAAACACGUAAGUUUUCAUUCUCGUAGUUUUUCUCGUUGCAAAGGAUAUACUUUUGUAUUUUCCUUUCUUCGAAAGCAAAGAGAAAGCCAGAGACGUUCACGUUUUAGUGAUCGAUCGAUGGCGCGCACUCUUCUUUUCCAAACGCUUUGAAAAGCUACGAAUCGAUUUAGGAAAAAAGACGCGCGUGCGUGGCCAUCGGCUCGCCAGAGUCGCCUUCGAAUUUGAUCGGUGGCGGCGUCGGCGGCGGCGUCUCCACGUUUCGUACGGCCCUGCGUACAUACGUCUGAUAUAAACACACGCUACUUUUAUUAUUAUUCGAAUAGAUAAGGCCUCAGUUUUCGACGAAAUAGGACGAGAUCCGUACCCGGUCGUUGCCUUUUCGAGUCUCGGCGUCGACGAGAGAAGUUGCGCGAGAUCAAGUAAUUAAUUAAUUAACUAAUCGAUUAAUAGCUAGAAGAAAUUGUUUACACGGCGACCUUCGUCGAUCUAUUUUCGUACAAUAGGCCGACGCGAAUGAAUUAAGGUUCGAGAUUAAUUCCUAGGCGCGUAGUUUAAAUCCGGUAAACGAGUAAAAAGAUACAGAACAAUGUGUCGUAGGUCUCCGUUGUAUUCUCCAAAGUUCCUACCCGCGAUCUUUUCUUCGACGAUUUGUUUCUGAUACGUGAAAGAGGAAGACGACUGAAGAAGAAGACGAAGAGGAUGAAGAAGAAGAAGAAAGAAAAAAGAAGAAAAAUUAAGUAAAAUGAUAGAUAGAGAAUUUGGUAGAUCGACUCGCGCGUCUCGUCGAGCCCAAACUUCGAUAUGCUUCCCGGGACGGAACGAAUCACCCGAGUAUCUCAUGAGAAGUCACCAAUUAUUGUAAUUUUAAACGAAAAGAAAUCCGACGAAGGGGAAAGAAAGUUUAAACAGAUGCGAACUAUUUUCCGACGCGUUUCCCUCCAACGAUUCGCGGAUUGCGUGCGUCGCGUGUCACGAGUUAGCUGCGAGAUCGAUUCGACAAACAAACAAACAAACAAACAAACAACCAAACAAACGAACGAACGAACAAAUAAAAAGUCGGCUAAAACUGGAGCGCGCUGAGUAUGAUAGGAAAAAGUGUUUUUAAAAAGAAUCUUUAUUCGCGAACAGGCUGACACAAACUCCCCCCCCCGACAAAGAUCAUAACUUCGCAAAUGUUUGACGUUUCUUCAAACGAAACUUGAUCUUGUCGUCCGUAGAAAAAUGUUAACAAGCCAAACGAUCAGGCUCGAGUAUUUUUCUAUCAUGAUCAUUGCGAGUCAAAGUAUCGUCGUCCGAGAUUCGGAAAUACUUCAAGCCUACUUAUUAUGACUUAUUAUUACUCGUAGAGGAUGUUCUAUCCCGUUCUCAUUUUUUACAAUAGAAAAUUGUAUUUAACUGCAUACUGCAACUAUUGUAUCGUCGUUUGAAAUUACGUAAUGCGUCCUAAAAAAUAUCUUCGUAGGCUUACUCGUCGUUUCAUCCUUCGAGAAACUCUCGACUCGAUGAAAUCACGAAUGGUCUUAUCAUAUAAAAUAUUUUUCCUACGAGUAAAUCGAUCAAUUUUGGAAGAUGAUAUUUUCGUUCGCAGCGAUCGCAAUUGGAAAAAUUCCAUGUAAAGUUAUGUAAACUUUGAUUGUUGAUAUUUUGGAAUAUACGACCAUUCAAGGCUCGUAUCUAUAUCGACGAAACUCGAAUGAAACUCGUAUUCUAUCCUAGUAUAAUUUUCUUCUAAAUAAAGAGAUAUUCGCGCGGUUCCGGUUCUAGGUGAUUCUCAGGACAUCGCGUUCCUUCGAAUCUCGCGACUUCUACCACGAAUCACGUGACCGUGAAUCGACCCAUCGCGAUUUGAUAAUCGAAUUCGUUUGGCUCGUAAAAAAUAUCGUAUAACGACGACAGAGAAGCGGAAGAGAGAGGACGUGAUGAAAGAAAAGGGUUGUGUGAGAGAGAGAGAGAGAGAGAGAGAGAGCAAAGUGUUUAUCCAAAAGACCGCUAUCAUGCCUUUUGAGAAAAUAUACAUGUCCGGGCAGUUUUACAAACAAAAUUUGACCCCGUGUUUCUCUCGACGCACGUUGCGAAACAACGUUCGCAAUAACGUUCGCAUUGGCAAAGUUUUCGUAUGGAGUUGAAGAAGGGUAAAUAAAAAAGUAAAGAAAUGGUUUCUCCAUCGCUCAAAAUGUGUUCAACGCGCAUGCAAUAUUUAAAUGGCGAGGAUCAAUCGUAACCGUAUUAUUUAACGAUUGGGUCAUCGACGUGGCCUUGCGAUCGAGUGAGAUGAUACGCGUUCAGCGAAGAGAUAAGACAGGGAGAAAGAUAGAGAAAGAAAAGAAAAUGCAAUGGGUUCUGUGCAAGUCUCAAUUAAAUUGUAAAUGUUAUUAACUUAGAUUGAAUUUAAAGAAAAAAAUAGAGGAAAAAAAAGAAGUAAGGAGUGAAAUGACAAUGGAAGUUACCUUAGAUCGCUUACUAGACCGAGUUUAUGCGCGGGCGAUUAAUGGAAAGUAAAUCCUAAAGAAAUUCGUCUAGGAAAAAUCUCUUAAUUAUCAUUAAUCAUUAGAAGAUUCUAUAGAGUGCGAUAAUUUAACGAUUUGUUAACGGGAUUCGCCGUACGAGCGGAAGAUUAUGAAAUCGUGGCCUUUCGACACAAACGAGAGAGAGAGAGAGAGAGAGAGAGAGAGAGAGAGAGAGAGAAAAGAAAGAAAGAAAAAGAGGAAGAGGACGAACGACGAGGAGGUAUUUCAAACUCGCCCGCCGAUCGAAGAGACACGAUCUUCCAUUGGAGAGAGUCCAAUUAGCUGUUUCAUUCGGACGAACGGCUCGGUUCGAGCGUUGGAUCUCGGUUCGAUACUUAUCGAAAUGCACGACUUUGAAGACGACGCUUUAUUAUUUUCUUCUCUCGCAUUUUGUCGAUCUCGGAAAGAUCUUGUCGAGAGCCAAAGCAAAUGGGAGAAUUCGUCGACAAGAUCAUUGUUUCGACCAUUAUUCUUUGACCCUUCGAUUUGUUAUUUUUUUGUAUUUGUUUUUUAUAUAUUGUUAAUAUGUGUAACAAGACGUCUCACGUUUUAGGACGUUCCUUGGUAUAUUGGAAAAUACAUAUCAUCUGAUUAUUAGUUUUUCCUUCCUUUUUUUUUUCUUUUUGUUUUUCUUUUUUCUUCUGUUUCUCCGUUUCGUUCAUCAUAGCCAUAAAAAAGCGCGUAGGAACGAUCGACGAGCAUCGAAAUAAUAAUAAAUUAAGCUCGGACAGACGCGAUUUGACAGAAUAAAUCAUCGCGAUAUCAUGCGUGUGUCCUGCUACGUACGUGGGAUUGGCGUAAAGCGUAAAUAUGCGUUGAAAUUUCGUGAUUUUUACGAAAAUAGUAGAUCCGAUCGUUCCUUAUCGUCGUACUCGAGUCAACGAGAAUUCUCCAAUAAAUCUAGUCACGCCGAGCCGUACGUCCGCUCGUCAAAGUGAAUCGGUCGAUAAACUCUAGCUAUUGUCAUUAAAAAUAUUGAAAUAGACCGUCGACCGAACCGUCGAGGGAGAGAGAGAGAGAGAAACAGAAAAGGAACGUGUUUAAAAAGAAAGAAAAAAAAAUAACGUUGUUUCAAUCAUUAUUUUCUUUUUCUUUUCUUUCCUCGGCGGCGAUAGCGGCGGUCAUCUUAGGCAGAAAAUAAUUAUAAUAAUAACGAUGAGAUAAUAAUUAUAAUUAAAUAAGAAUAAUAAUGUGAUUUCACGAGGUGUGUUCUAAACAAAAUUUAUUCGUAGCGUCGAGUUUUAACGAGCCACAACUCCGAGUCAUUUGAGACGCGCAACGGAGUUUCGAAUUUGACGUGCUCGUGCGCGCCAAGAAAAAGAAAACGAAAGAAAGAGCCGAAGAAGUAGAGAAAAAAGAAAAUUUUUUCUAUAUCUUUUUUUUUUGUUUCGUUUCUAAGCUAUAAUUAUAUCGUACUGUUAAUAAGAUUGGUGUGUCUAGUCCCUCGCGAUGAGAGAAUGUACUCGACAGAGAGAGAGAGAGAGAGAGAGAGAGAGCGAUAGAGAGAAACGGAAAGAGAGAUAGAUAGAACAAAUUUUGGUGCGAAGAAAUAACGUCCAAAACUCCUUCGAGACUCCUCAUCGUAGAGCGUACAUUUUUCUUGUUAAAAAAAAAAAUUAAAAAAAAAAAAAACGCGUAAAGGGAAAGAGCGAGAGAAAAAAAUUAAGCAAAGAAUAAUAACAACAACAACAAUAAUAAUAAUAAUAAUAAGAAUAAUAAUAAUAAUAAUAAUAAUAAUAAUAAUAAUAAUAAUAAUAAUAAUAAUAAAUAAUAAUAAAUAAUAAUAAUAAAUAAUAAUAAUAAUCACAUCAUCAUUAACAUCAUCAAUGCACAGACCCGCUGACUGACGGAAUUAAAAAUGUUUCCUAAUCAAAAUUCGUAAAUGUCUCGUUGUUGUUUUGGGAACGCGCAGUGUCUUUGACAAAAAGCAAAAAAAAAAAAAGGAAAAAGAGAAGAGAAAGAGAGAAAGAAAGGAAUUGUGGAAAAGUGGGGAAACGGGAGGAAAGAAUAGGGAAAUAAAAUGAGACCGCGUCGUGUGUCCUUCGAACGAAGUAAUGACUUUUCAUUGUCGCGAUUAUACGAAGCAGAAAAAGAUAUGAGAGAGGGGGAGAGAGAGAGAGAGAGAGAGAGAGAGAGAGAGAGAGAGAGAGAGAGAGAGUGAGUGAGAGAAAGAAAUUGGGAAAACCUUUUUUCAAAGUAAUCGAUCGAUGUUGUAGAAACAGUGUCAUUUUAAAGUAGUAGGUCGCUUCUACAGGAAAAAAAAAGUAAAGUAAAGUAAACUAACUAAACUAAACUAAACUAAAGUAAAAUAAAACGAGACUCAUCCAGAAAAGGUACGAAGCUCAACGUUAUUCGAAAAUCGCGCGCUUCGCGAGCGCGCUCGAGGUAUGACGCGAGUCACUGUACAACAUGGCAUGGGCGCUUGCAUGCGCGUGCAAGCUCGUGUGCAUUUUCGGGCGCGCUGCGCCGCGUCGCGUACUCAACGGUUUUUUAUACAGUAGAAUUGUACCAAUACCACAUAGGGAAAAAAGAUGUUCGUUGUUCACUGCUCUGGCUUGCUAGAAAAAAAAAAAAAUAAAAAAAUAAAAAAAAAAAAAAAUAAAAAAAAGUAUAUUCGGGCCUCUCGGAGACUGUUCGGAUCAGAAGAGAAAAAGUAAGAAAGAGAGGGAGAGGGUGAGAGAGAGAGAGAGAGGCGUCGUAUUGGAAGAAGAGAAAAAAAGUAAAAAAUAAUCGAUCGAAUAUAAGCCUAUCGAAAGUAUAACUUGUUCCGGACAGUCCCCUUCGUGUGCCCAUCGAUAUAAAUCGGCAACAUUUCGACAUUGCAAGAUUAUUGGUGUACUUAUCACGCAGUUUUCUACAAAAUAAAGAAAACGAUUUUGAAAAAAAAAAAAUGAUAACACGAGCCACAUA
Messenger RNA from Vespa crabro (European hornet), 8547 nucleotides. RefSeq names its product AF4/FMR2 family member lilli-like. The coding region runs from base 518 to 1834 and encodes 438 amino acids. Gene Ontology annotation, cellular component: Golgi membrane; early endosome membrane. NCBI's taxonomy places the organism in Eukaryota, Metazoa, Arthropoda, Insecta, Hymenoptera, Vespidae. Gene Ontology annotation, biological process: negative regulation of transforming growth factor beta receptor signaling pathway. The transcript has 4 exons. Gene Ontology annotation, molecular function: R-SMAD binding. The record is from RefSeq and is a predicted model, not a curated record.